This is a messenger RNA of Actinia tenebrosa (Australian red waratah sea anemone), 1404 nucleotides long. RefSeq names its product venom prothrombin activator pseutarin-C non-catalytic subunit-like. The record is from RefSeq and is a predicted model, not a curated record. NCBI's taxonomy places the organism in Eukaryota, Metazoa, Cnidaria, Anthozoa, Actiniaria, Actiniidae.
AUGACAUAUGUUGCUAACAUCAAUAUAAUGUUACACAUCGCUACAGGUUGUCAGGACACUCCUGUAGGUAUAGCAGACAGUAGUAUUAUACCAGAUGUCAGAUUUACAGCGUCUUCAUAUUACGACACGACAUAUACUCCAAAGAGGGCACGGCUGAAUGGUGGCAUGGGAUGGGCGCCAAAGAAAAAAUUUGACCCUAAUGACUAUCUACAGAUCGACUUGGGUGAAGUGUUUGUUAUCUGUGCUGUGGCUACACAGGGCUAUGGAGCUGGAAGAGAUGAAUGGACUACAGAAUACAAAAUAUCAAUAUCUCUGUUUCGUGGUAAUGCAGAUAAAACUACUGUCGUCAAGAAUAUUCUAGAAUAUCCAGUACUGGUCAGAUACAUCAGGUUUAUACCCACGACGUUUAACAAUUGGAAGGUGCUUCGUGUUGAAUGUUAUGGUAUUAAAAAACGUUGUCAGGACAGUCCAGUUGGUAUAGCAGACAGUAGUAUUAUACCAGAUGACAGAUUUACAGCAUCUUCAUACUAUGACCAUAGAUAUGUUCCUAUGAAUGCUCGUCUGAAUGGAGCAGACAGAGGAUGGAGACCAAGGACAGCAACCGACCCUAAUGACUAUUUACAAAUAGACUUGGGUGAAGUGUAUGCUAUUUGUGCUGUGGCAACCCAGGGCAGUGGAUCUGGGAGAGAUAAAUGGACUGCAGAGUACAAGAUAUCAACAUCAUUAAAUCAAACCAGUUGGACUUCAAUUACGUGGAAAUACAAAACCUGUACCAGUAUGUUGUUUCCUGGUAAUACAGACAGCAAUACUGUUGUCAAGAAUGCUCUAGAUUACCCAGUGCUGGUAAGGUUCAUCAGGUUUAUACCCACACAGUAUCAUAAUUGGAAGGCCUUGCGUAUCGAGGUUUAUGGUAUCAAAAAGCGUUUUUCGUGCAGCUCCCAACCAGUUGGUAUUGGUAGUGGUAAAAUACCAGACAGUAAAAUUACGUCAUCAUCAGCUUACAACAGUACGACGUCACCAUCCAAGGCAAGACUAAACUACAUAGCAGGGUCAUCAUGGUGUGCUGCUAGAAAUGACCCUUCUCCAUAUCUACAGAUUAACUUAGGAUCACCUUACAUCAUUUGUGGUAUAGCAACACAGGGUGACCACAUGACAGACCAGUGGGUACAGUCUUACAACAUGCUCACAUCAAAUGAUGGGUCUACUUUUACUAGAUAUAUGGAAAACAGCCAAGUUAAGUCAUUUACUGGUAACUUCGAGUCUGAUACUGCAGUCAAGAAUCUCUUGUAUGAUGGUAUUGUUACUCAACACAUACGUGUUGCACCCACAAGUCAUUAUGGGAGUACAAGCUGCAUGAGAACAGAACUCUAUGGAAUAAAACAACGUUACGAUGGAGGUACAUAA